UGGAGGAGAAUUAACGUCAACAUGUAUUUUAAAGAGAAUCCUUGGAUAAUCCUGGUGGCGUGUUCCGGUUCGUUUGCUGCGUUAUAUUCCGGAGUAAAUAUUGGUUGGACGUCUCCAUAUUUACCUUACUUGGUAGAUCCUGAAAAAUCACAUAUACCUACCACAACAAAUGAAGGAUUAUGGUGUGCUGUAAUGCCUUUAAUCGGAGGUCCGUUUGGUGCUUUUGUUGCUGCUUUAAUCGUUGAUAAAAUUGGAAGAAAGUCUAUUUUGUUAGCGUUAUCACCAAUAGUGGCUGUGUGUUUCUGUGUUAUAGCGUUUGCAAAAACGAUAUUAGUUAUAAGUUUAGCGAGAUUAGUUAUUGGUGUAACAGAAGGAGCGUUAUACACGGUACUACCAAUAUACUUGGGUGAAGUAGCGGAUCCAGCAACUAGAGGUCUUAUCUGUGCUUCGUUUCCAGUUACAGCAGCUCUAGGGACUAUCUUCAUUAAUGUGAUUGGACCUGUUUUAUCUAUACAGGAAAGCUCUCUGAUAUGCAUAGCUAUACCUCUAAUACAUUUUAUAACAUUUAUGUGGAUGCCGAAGAGUCCUUAUUACGAGAUCAAAAGGAAUAAUUUUGAGAGUGCGAAGAAAAACUUGAAACGGUUGAGAGGUAGAACUGACGUUGAUAAAGAAUUCGAGGAGAUUAGCGCAGCAGUAGCUCGACAGGAAUCUGCUUCAGAUACGCGUUUCAAGGAUAUACUAGCUGUGCCCAGCAACCGAAAAGGCCUCGUAAUUUAUUUCAUAUUAUCAUGCACCAACAAGUUCAGUGGGAAGAAUCCUAUGAUGUUCUACACAACAAUUAUUUUUAAUGAAGCCGAUGGUUUUCUAAGUCCAACAACUUCAGUAAUUAUAUUCUACAUAAUGGGACUAGUCGCUACCGUGAUUGCUCUGCUUGUCAUCGACAAAUUUGGCAGAAGACCUUUACUUUUAUUCUCCGCCGUCGGAUGUGCUUUCGCUUUGGCCUCACAAGCGUUUUACUUUACUGCCCAAACGUACAUUCCUUCGAUCGUGACCCAAAUUACCUGGCUUCCUCUGGUGUCCUUAAUUGGGUACAAUAUGAUCUUCAGUAUUGGUCUAUCCUUCGGACCGGUGCUGCUUCUUUCAGAACUAUUCCCGACGACAGUGAAAGCCAAAGCUCUGUGUGUCGCGGAUAGUGUUAGUGCCUUAUUGGGCUUAACGUCAUCUAAAUUCUUCCAGGAAACCAGCGACGCCUAUGGUAUGCUCGUACCAUUUUGGACGUUCUCUCUAUGCGCUGGAAUUGGGUCUAUACUAAUUUACAAGUAUGUUAUUGAAACGAAAGGGAAAACGCUGGAACAAAUACAAUUGGAAUUAAUCGGCAUGUCAGACAAAACUCAUUAAAAUAUUAUGGACAUUAUCGCAUGUAAAGCAACGACAAAUUUAAUUGACGAUCGUUUGAUGUGAUAAUUAUUUAAUAAAUAUUAAUGUUACGCAAUGAAUUAUUCUAAUUGCUUUCCAUACAGGUAAUGUCCGCGGCUUUAGAAUAUAGUUCACUUUUAUGUAAUUGCAUGAAAAAAUAUAGGCAGACAUGUAAAUAUUUACGUAAUAAAUUACGGUAUUAUACACAUGUUAAUCGCUGCAUUAAACACUAUUU
This is a messenger RNA of Nicrophorus vespilloides, 1651 nucleotides long. RefSeq names its product facilitated trehalose transporter Tret1-2 homolog. Lineage: Eukaryota; Metazoa; Arthropoda; Insecta; Coleoptera; Silphidae. Bases 22 to 1398 code for a protein of 458 amino acids. Gene Ontology annotation, molecular function: transmembrane transporter activity. The transcript is spliced from 2 exons. Gene Ontology annotation, biological process: transmembrane transport. The record is from RefSeq and is a predicted model, not a curated record. Gene Ontology annotation, cellular component: membrane.